CUCAUCUUCAAUUUACUUUCUAUUUUGAACAUGAGGAAAAUUUAUCAACUCCUUACUCUAAAGAGAUCUAAAGGUCUCGUUUCCAGCACGAGGCGGGCUCAUCAAGCCAGCCUCGCUGAAUCGCAGAACCUUUGUCGUGAUUUUCAACCACUAUUACCAUCACCACCUUCAACCUUUUCAAAUAUAUCAACAAACACAUUCAAUAGAAAUCCUAUUUUUUCACACCAUUUCCUUGAAUCAACCCGCAAUAUCGCUCGUAGACAUUAUAACACUCAACGUUCCACACUUAACACGUCAGCGCAACCCUUAUACGACGCUGACUCCACGUUUGACUAUGAGGUGACCAUAAAGGGUAGAGAGGUCAUUUCAGCGGAUAGCUCACCCGCGAAUGAACACUGGCUUCCUCUCUCAAAUCUAGACCUUCUACUGCCUCCUAUUGAAAUUGGAGUUUACUUUUGUUACAAGAAAAAAAAACACACCAACAUGUCCCCAGAAACCGUUGUGAACACGAUGAAAAAUUCAUUGGCUAAGGUACUAUCGACGUAUUAUACGCUUGCUGGUGAGAUUGUGCCGAAUAGCCAAGGAGAGCCCGAGGUGGUAUGUAACAACCGUGGGGUGGAAUUUGUUCAUGCCCGUGCUGACAUUGAUUUGAAAGACUUGGAUUUUUAUAACCCGGAUGAGACCGUGAAAGGGAAGUUGGUUCCCAAGUUAAAUCACGGAGUGUUGGCAGUUCAGGCAACGGAAUUAAACUGUGGAUCCAUAAUAAUAUCAUGUGCGACUAACCAUCAAGUAACCGAUGGUUACUCGUUAAACAUGUUCUUAACUGCAUGGGCUAAGUGUUCACAAUUCGAAACAAUCUCAAGCAUCCCAUCAUUUAGGCCAUCCGUCUUGAACGCACGACAUCCUCCUCGUUAUGAACCAUCCAUCGAUAAUCUCUACAUCCCCAUAUCGUCGCUCCCUCCACCGUCUACUUUUAAAGAACCUCUUUAUAGCCGGAUGUAUUAUAUCCGUGCUGAAUCAAUUGAACGACUUCAAUCUGAAGCAAGCACAAAUGAAGCCAAAAGAAGCAAAUUAUUAUCAUUCACGGCGUAUCUUUGGAAAUUGUUAGCUCAUGAAGGAAAUGAUUCGGCUAACGGUCCUUUUAGAAUGGGAAUUGUCGUUGAUGGACGACGUUUUUUAACAAACGAUAAAAACUCACCUUUGUUAAGUAACCAUUUUGGAAAUGUAGUAUCUGUCCCAUAUGGUGUAGCAAACCAUAGUGAUCUAAAAGAAAUGCCACUCCAUGAAGUUGCAAAAAAAGUUCAAAAAUUUGUUGCCGAGGCAACAAAUGAAGAGCAUUUUAGGGGGUUGAUUGAUUGGGUUGAGUUACAUCGUCCACAACCAGCGCUCGCAAAGAUAUAUUUUGGGCAAGAAAAGACUGAAGGCGAAGCCGUGGUGGUGUCAUCAGGACAAGGUUUACCAAUCAAUGAAAUGGACUUCGGAUGGGGCAAACCCGAUUUUGGUUCGUAUCAUGUCCCAUGGGGUAGCCGAACCGGAUACAUAACUACAAUGCCAAGUGCAACUAGAAAGGGAGAUUGGGUUGUUUAUAUGCAUCUUAAACAGAAGGACUUGGAUGUGAUUGAGAAUAUGGCUGCUAAUGUGUUUACACCUCUUUCCACUGCAAACUCUUUCUAGUUAAUUUGUACAUUUUAUUUCCUUGUUUACAAUGUAAUUAGGUGAUACAAGUUCAUGUGGUGGAUCAAAGGAAUUGAAGGCUGGAAAAUAUUUAGGGAUUACAACAUCAAGGUGUAUUAAAGUUUUUUCAGGUUGUUGUUUGUGUGUAUCCAACUCUAAAACCUUUAAUGUACGUGUGUACGUAUUGAACUUUUAUAUUUUCACGAUUGAUGUAUACAACUUGCAAUCUCUAAUUUGUGUAUAAAAUUCUAUUGUUUGUUUUGCAA
This is a messenger RNA of Erigeron canadensis, 1940 nucleotides long. Its product is annotated as coniferyl alcohol acyltransferase-like. The coding region runs from base 31 to 1674 and encodes 547 amino acids. The transcript is spliced from 2 exons. NCBI's taxonomy places the organism in Eukaryota, Viridiplantae, Streptophyta, Magnoliopsida, Asterales, Asteraceae. Gene Ontology annotation, molecular function: acyltransferase activity, transferring groups other than amino-acyl groups. The record is from RefSeq and is a predicted model, not a curated record.